CGUUAAUCUGCUGGCUCUUACGCUCAAUCUUCCACUGGCAGUCACAUGGAGGGGCUUUUCCUACUUGCAUUUGACUUUGUUUCCAGUCACGUCCGUCGCAGUCUCGCGGCUGCGGUUUACCUGCCCCUCCUUCCGACAACGCUCACUCCGUCAACCGGCAACCACAUCAACAGCUGUGCGGAUCGGCGAAGAGCGCUCGAUCAAUGGCCCCUCCCACGGGUCCUCGUGCCGGUGGCCACGUCAACCGACCGACCGUGCGAGGUGCGCGAGGUGCCGGCGUUGGAAAGCGCCGGGCCACUUCACGAACCGAUCGCGACGGCGACGUUUCCAUGGAUAGCAUGACCAAACCACCCACCGGUCCAUCGGCGCUUUCCACUCGAGGCGGUCGCGGCGCCCGAGGCGGGAGAUCAGCUCGCUCGUCCUCCCGACUCACCCAGAACAUUCGAAACUAUGUGUCGGAGCAUGAUGGCGCAGUUCGCAACCCAAAGGCCCAGUUCAACAAGGUCUUCAUCAGGAUCCACGGUCUCAAGGACAGCAAGGCGGCUAGCAACUCGGAUGGCGGCCUUCGUUCGCUUCUCGAUUUUCUGGAGCGCAAAUCUUCCCACGAGCGGCCCAUCACAUUUGGCAAAGGAGUCAUCCGCGGCGAUGAUGUGUGGCUUAAAGUCAACCAAGUAGACGCACACCACCUGUUGAAGUUGAACGGAUUUACAUUUGCCGGCGCUCCGCUGGUCAUCGAAGAAUCAACCGGUCCGAUUCCAGAGCAAGGAUCAACCGGCGGCUCCGAGACUAAAACGUCAGACACCAAAGAAAAGCUGCUGGCCGUUCUUGCAUCCCGGUACAACAUCGAACAGAAACUGCUCGAUCUGUCAGCGCUCGGCGCCGAUCAGACCCUGAGGACCAUGGGCGCGUUCGAGAACAAGGCUCUAGCGGAAAAGUCAUUCAAGGCCCUCAUGCGUCUCACCGCGACACGUUACGACAAUGCUGCCGAGAAGGAAUCCGCCAUUCAAGCCGUUACCCUCGCCAAUAAUGACAUCCUCGAUGUUGGCGAAGUUUUUACCCUGGCACAGACGCUGCCCCGUUUGCGCCGCCUGGACCUCAGCGGCAACCAGCUUCAGGAUUUCCACAAGCUUUCCAAGUGGCGCCACGAAUUCCGCCUCUUGGAGGAGCUCCAUCUCGUCGGAAAUCCCCUCACCAACUUGACCAACUACCCGACUCAGGUGAUUGAAUCGUUCCCGAGCCUUCAGAUUCUCGACGGACACCGGGUUCGAACGCCAGAAGAGGCCGCCGAAGCCUUGAAAGCGUGGUUCCCCGUGCCGUUCCCCCGCCUGCCGUCCAACCUCCGUGACGGGGAAAAUAACGUUGCGAGCACCUUCGUUGCCAACUUUUUCACCCUCUACGACCACGAUCGGCUUGCUCUCGUCAGGCAGUUCUAUGACGCAGAGUCUGUCUUCUCCCUCAACAUGGGGACUGAGCCCGCCUCGAGCCCCUAUCCCAAUUACUCGAGGAACCUGGAAAUUAUUGGUGUCCGGAGUCCGUCCGCCGUUCAGCGCUUGUUCAGUGGAGGCAACGUUAUCGCCGAGCUCUGGGCCCGGCUGCCUGCCACCAGACAUAUCAGCCUGGAGCAGGCUGGAGAAUGGCAAAUCGAUUGCCAUACCUUCCCAGGUCUGGCCGACCCUUCGGGCCAAGGCAUCGCCACGGGCCUGGUGAUCACCGUUCAAAGCCGGUUUGAGGAAGUCGAUCCAACCAAGCAGCUCGUCGGUACCCGCGCCUUUUCCCGGUCCUUUGUCCUCGGUCCUAGCCUGCCCGGCGCCCCACACCCCUACCGCGUCGUCAGUGAUGAGCUGUCCUUGCGCGCGUGGGUACCGCAACAAACCAGCGCGACCGCUCAAGUAGCGCCCGCGGUGGCCGUCCCGGUUCCGCCCCCUGCGGCUGCUCCCCCCGCCCCCCCCCUUCCGAGCGACCUCGAACGGGCUCAGAUGAUUCUGGAGUUGUCCAAUCUGACGGGCAUGAAUGCCCAGUACUCGGAAUUGUGUUUGGCCGGCCUCGCGAACUGGGAUUUCAACCUGGCUCUCAGGUCGUUUGAGGAGAAGAAAGCGGAACUGCCGCCGGAGGCGUUUGCUGCACCAACUGCGUAGUCUCGGGGCUACGAUGAGGAAGAGUUGCGAGGGAUAUGUCAUUAGCAGAUGGAUUAGCGACACCAAGAUGCGAAUGUAAGACGAAAUUGACACGGGGAAGAUGCGAAAAAAAAAAAAAAAGAGCAAAUUGUGAUAUGGCAGCGCUUGUCCCUGAACCCCCAUUUUUCUCUUUCUCGCCACGGGAAGCAUUUUGGCCUGAUCUUUCCUUUUUUUCGGAGCUGGGCAAAAGGAUGGGGGCUUUCAUCUGGCGUUCUGUGCGGCAAUGGUCAAGAUUGGGCGGAUGGAUGGGUGGCUUUGGAAAGCCUGAUGGAU
Parathielavia appendiculata is the source of this 2447-nucleotide messenger RNA. RefSeq lists its product as uncharacterized. The transcript has 3 exons. The record is from RefSeq and is a predicted model, not a curated record. Gene Ontology annotation, molecular function: protein binding; RNA binding. Gene Ontology annotation, cellular component: nucleus. Bases 204 to 2135 code for a protein of 643 amino acids. Lineage: Eukaryota; Fungi; Ascomycota; Sordariomycetes; Sordariales; Chaetomiaceae. Gene Ontology annotation, biological process: poly(A)+ mRNA export from nucleus.